AUGAACCACGAUGCCACGUCAGGCUCGCCCGCCCCAGCUCCCGAAAACCCAUCACCCCGACAGAUAGAACCCUACGACACAGUACCGGCCCCCGCGGCACCUGAUGUCGACCCAGAGCCAGCGGACGCGGACGCGGACGCGGACGCAGAAGCAGACGGCGAUGUAGAUGCCAACGGGUGGUCACAAUCUCGCUCACGGUCUCGUUCGCGGCGCCGGCGCAGGAGGAAAGGCAAAAAGGACCGCAAUCCCGGGCUUGUCAAGAAGCUGUCCUUUGUCACACACCUGCUUCAGACGUUGGACCUUCUUGUGUUUGCCGAGCUAAGCGGCUUGUACUAUAUGGAGUGCUCCAUGUUUCGGUUUCUCCUUCGCGCAGUCGGCCAAUACAUGUACCUUACUCCGAAAGACGAGGCCUUUCCCUUUCUCAUGCCUGCCAGUAGGAUCCACGUUCUUCUGGUCGUCAUCCCAAACUUCACAUGCAUCUUCCUUCACCUCUUUGCAUCCCUGCCGCGGGGACCUGAUUUCCACCGUGGCUACCAACACCGCGGGCUUGUCAUUGACUUUGUCGGACAACGGCCCCCGACGAAUAGACUGUACUACGUGCUGGCCGACUUGACUAUCCUGGUCGUCCAGUGCUUAAUGCUGACGGUGCAUACGCAGCGAGAGCAGCUUCGCGUCGUGUUGAAGACGUUUCGGCCGAUAUUGCCUGAAGUUGCUGAGGAACUGGAAGCCGGGGUUCGCUCAAUACAAGAUUUGGACGCCGAAGAGCGGGGGUUAUCGCCGCGUACCCCGAGCGGCACAGCUGCUGCCGCCGCCGUUGCUGCGUCUGGUACUCGCGCAGACGAUGGUGGAGCUAUCGAGAUGUGCGACGCGAGCGCGUCUCACCAAACGGGAGAGGCGAGUGAGCAAACUGGUGAGUCUGUCACGUUACUACGAGAAAGCACGAGCGAGUGCUCAUCAAGGGCUCAACUUGCCGACAUAAUGGACUCUGGGAAUGCGGUCGUGGGCGAGUAUUACAUUGUACAAUCAGUCUUGUCGGCUGCUGGCGACCUCGAGCGCUCAGCGGCACACUCGCUCCGUUCGUUGAGUUACGGAGCGACAUUGGCCACGUUGCGGGCUCGGAGAAGGGCCGUCAUGGCCCAGUCUGCUACGAUACGACCAGAUAGAUAG
Molecule: messenger RNA, 1167 nt
Organism: Metarhizium album ARSEF 1941
Lineage: Eukaryota; Fungi; Ascomycota; Sordariomycetes; Hypocreales; Clavicipitaceae
Exons: 2
Coding region: 1-1167 (388 amino acids)
Biological process (GO): SREBP signaling pathway; protein processing
Cellular component (GO): Dsc E3 ubiquitin ligase complex
Source: RefSeq, a predicted model, not a curated record